UACACACCAGCGAGCUGUACCCAUUGAUAAGCUUCGAAGACGAUGGAGACAGCUCCGUUGUCCCAGAACGGGCAAAAUGAGGAGACUUCUCCGCAUUUCGAUAACCUAAUAGCCGGCACGCCAAUUGGAAGGGAGCCGUUUGCUCGAAGGAUGGGAAAGGAUUGUCAGAGCCAGGCCGUCUGCUGUCUCCGUUUCCAACUCGUCCCCAGACUCGAGAUGCUGCUCUCCUUGUUUAUGUCUCAUAUCUCCUCGCAAACUACCAGAAACCGAGACUUUUAGAGGUGGAUUCCGUCCCUCCAGCAGUGCAACAUGCAGACUGGAGUGCAACAAGCCAAGGCCAGGCGUCUGAGGAGCCGCAAGGAUCGCCCGUGUGACGCUUGUCGGCAGCGCAAGUCGGCCUGUAUCGUUACAACGUGUUUGCCAUGUCGAUACUGCCAAAGCAAGGGUCAAGACUGUACCUUCACAUCCACUCCCUCGCAGCGGGCGAGACAAGCGGCGUCGUGUGUGAAGGUUCAACGAUGGCGGACAACCAGAGCGCAGUGCUCGUCGGGCAAGCUGAUCGAGGACGACGAGCCUUUACAGAAGGUCGGGACAUACGAGCCAAUGUCCCCGGAUAUGUUGAGCUGCCUGCUCGAAGGCGACCCGAAGGUUGAGCUCCAAGAUGGCGAGACCCUGGACCUGAAGGAUAUGUCGUUUGUGAGCCCGGUCAGCCUGCCACAGACCCCCUUUCCCACUCCCGACGACGAUAUCAGCGUGGCUCAGUUGCACAGUCUAUCUCAGGUCACAUAUGACCAAGGGACGGCUAAGCUGUGUGUACCACAAACUAUGAGCAACCUUGAUGGUCUCGGUGGAGAAUCACUGGAUGAAUCUAUUGGUCUAACGGCCCUCUUUCUGGGGCCUUCAAGUGACCAGGAUGCCAACUUACUCUCGUCAAUGCGUAUGAACAUGGCCAUAAUUAACGGAGCAGCUCGUCGCUCUGUUGACGCGAACGUCCGCCAAGUGCACGCGGGAGAUAUCAUGGCGAAUGUACCCCCAGUCCAUUUCAACAUUGUGCCCGACUCGUGCCCCGAGCGAGACAUUCGCACCAAGGAGAUUGCUUCAGAGAAGAUCGAAUCUCAUGUUGGAGAACACGCUGACGCGCUGGUCCGGCUGUAUUUCCGCUUCAUCCAUCCUGCAUUUCCUGUACUUUCCAAGGCCCGAUUUCUGCAAGCCUAUUGCCUUCACCGCAGGAGUAUCCCUGCUUCGCUCCGCGGGGUUGUUUAUGGUCUUGCAUGUGCGUUCUGGGAGCACAGCCCCGUGCUCAAACCAUUCCCCCGUAUCAGCCACACCGAUCUGUUCGAGUGUGCGCACCUGGCGCUCAACCGAGAAUUUGACUCGCCCAAGCUAGCCACUCUACAGGCAUGCUUGCUCUUGCUACAUGAAAGCCCGCCAGUGACCGGCACGACUGAGAAUCCCCGCAACUGGACACUGGCCUGUCAGGCGAUCUCAUGUGCGCAGAAUCUGGGUCUUCACUGUGACCCGUCACUAUGGAACAUCCCUACCUGGGAGAAGGCCCUCCGCAAAAAGCUGUGGUGGAUGUGCUUCACCACAGAGAAAUGGGCAUCCCUCACCCAUGGCAACCCUUCUCAUAUCCCGCAGAGUUCGUUUGACACGACGGAUUUGACGCUCACCGAGGCCCUAAUCGACGAAGAUGUCGCUUGCUCUCCAUACGGUCGAGUUAUCUCCGAGAGAGACCGGGGGUGUAACCAGACCCGAGCCAUUAACCUGCUGGAAACGAUCAAUUUGGCCAAGAAACUGGGCAUUCUGCUCGAAUACUCUUACCCGAUUCGCGGCUCAGUGCUCUCGACAUCAGAGUCUGCAGUCCUCGACCAUUCCCUCUACGUGUUGAACGCAGAACUGGACAGCUGGUACGCCUUGCUCCCGCAAUGUCUGACCCUGGAUUUCACCCACGGGUCAGGAGGCGUGUGCACGAAUGGAUCGCUUCAUCUGGCGUAUUUCGCCGUGAAGAGUCUUGUGCUGCGCGCAAUGAUGUCCCCCGCCACCCCGCUAUCCAAAGCGAACCCCUUUUCGAACCUCCGGACGUACUUUGAUUCCAGCCUAGAGGAAUUCAGACAGUACGUCAAGCUGGUAUCCAGCAUUCGUGCAGUGGAACUAGAUGCGUUCUGGGGUCGUCAGGCACGCACCCACCUAGUCCACGCAGGCAACUUCCUGAUAUACCUGUUCCUCUGCGCCUCAACUGCAGAGCAGGUCGAAAAGUCCUACUCCCUCCUCGAGGCAUAUCGGUAUUCCCUGCGCGCCCUGGCGGCGGCAGCGACAGAUAACAGCAUGGGCAUGCUACGACCUGCUCUGCUGCGCACCGAGUCUUUCUUUCGAGAGGCAGCUGGAGCAAUGCGGAAGGACGAGAAGCAUUGAUAUACGUUUUCAAGACUGUUAUGACUUAUGAUGAUGACUUUAGCUCUCCACUUGAGUAUAGAAGUGUGAAAUAUAUUAAUGCUCGAU
Messenger RNA from Penicilliopsis zonata CBS 506.65, 2499 nucleotides. RefSeq lists its product as hypothetical. Gene Ontology annotation, molecular function: zinc ion binding; DNA-binding transcription factor activity, RNA polymerase II-specific; DNA binding. NCBI's taxonomy places the organism in Eukaryota, Fungi, Ascomycota, Eurotiomycetes, Eurotiales, Aspergillaceae. Gene Ontology annotation, biological process: DNA-templated transcription. Gene Ontology annotation, cellular component: nucleus. The record is from RefSeq and is a predicted model, not a curated record. The transcript has 5 exons. Bases 310 to 2412 code for a protein of 700 amino acids.